Messenger RNA from Neofelis nebulosa (Clouded leopard), 6614 nucleotides. It is a transcript of the gene PHKA1, whose product is annotated as phosphorylase kinase regulatory subunit alpha 1. Gene Ontology annotation, biological process: glycogen metabolic process. NCBI's taxonomy places the organism in Eukaryota, Metazoa, Chordata, Mammalia, Carnivora, Felidae. Bases 441 to 4157 code for a protein of 1238 amino acids. Gene Ontology annotation, molecular function: calmodulin binding. The record is from RefSeq and is a predicted model, not a curated record. Gene Ontology annotation, cellular component: phosphorylase kinase complex. The transcript has 33 exons.
GGACCCGCUGCGCCCGCCACGCCUCCAGCUCCCGUCUCCCGCAAGGUGGAAGCGGCGCAGCAGCUAGUGACCUGCUGCCGCAGGCCGCGCGGGAGGCUCUGGGCCACGGCCGCCUCCGGGGAUUGAGUGGGGGAUGCAGGAACCUCGCGGGGAGGCUCGACGGGAGUAAGGGUGGCAGGGAGCUGCGGCAGGGCCCUAGACCGUGAGCGUCUUGGGCACUUGCUGGCGUGGGCUGGAGUUCCAGAGGCCGCCGCAGGCUCAUGGACGGCCGGCUCCAGGCCUGAGCUGUGGGAGGGCUCUGCCGGGGCCUGGCACUCGGGCUCUUCCCCCCCCCCCCCCCGCGAGGGUGGAGCUGCACUGGGGAGCCUCCUAACUUGGAGGACUCAGGGCCCCUGUAGCACGCAGGCUGUUUCUCUUGAGGGGAUUGGAAACGUGGCGCGAUGAGGAGCCGAAGUAACUCCGGGGUCCGACUGGAUGGCUACGCUCGGCUGGUGCAUCAGACCAUCCUGUGCCAUCAGAAUCCAGUGACUGGCUUGCUUCCAGCCAGCUAUGAUCAGAAAGAUGCCUGGGUCCGAGAUAAUGUGUACAGUAUCUUGGCUGUGUGGGGUUUGGGCCUGGCCUAUCGGAAGAAUGCAGACCGGGAUGAGGAUAAGGCAAAGGCCUAUGAACUGGAGCAGAGUGUAGUGAAGCUGAUGAGAGGACUGCUCCACUGCAUGAUCCGACAGGUGGAUAAAGUAGAAUCCUUCAAAUAUAGUCAGAGUACCAGGGAUAGCCUCCAUGCCAAAUACAAUACCAAAACCUGCGCCACCGUAGUGAGUGAUGACCAGUGGGGACACCUGCAAUUGGAUGCUACCUCUGUGUACCUGCUCUUCUUAGCACAAAUGACUGCCUCAGGACUUCAUAUCAUCCACAGCCUAGAUGAAGUCAAUUUCAUACAGAACCUUGUAUUUUACAUUGAAGCUGCAUAUAAAACUGCUGACUUCGGGAUAUGGGAACGUGGAGACAAGACAAACCAAGGGAUCUCAGAAUUGAAUGCCAGUUCAGUUGGAAUGGCAAAGGCAGCCCUGGAAGCAUUAGAUGAACUGGACCUAUUUGGUGUGAAAGGUGGGCCCCAAUCAGUUAUCCAUGUCCUGGCUGAUGAAGUACAACACUGCCAGUCUAUCCUUAAUUCACUACUCCCCCGGGCUUCAACAUCCAAAGAGGUAGAUGCUAGUCUACUUUCAGUUAUUUCGUUCCCAGCCUUUGCAGUAGAAGAUAGCCGGUUGGUAGAGCUUACAAAGCAAGAAAUCAUCACCAAGCUUCAGGGUCGUUAUGGUUGCUGUCGCUUUCUACGAGAUGGAUAUAAAACUCCCAAAGAGGAUCCCAAUCGUCUGUACUAUGAACCAUCUGAGCUGAAGUUAUUUGAAAACAUUGAGUGUGAAUGGCCACUGUUCUGGACAUACUUUAUUCUUGAUGGGGUCUUUAGUGGCAAUGCAGAACAGGUUCAAGAAUAUAGAGAGGCUCUUGAAACUGUCCUCAUCAAGGGCAAAAAUGGAGUCCCACUUUUGCCAGAGCUAUAUAGUGUUCCUCCGGACAAGGUUGACGAAGAAUAUCAAAAUCCUCACACUGUGGACCGAGUCCCCAUGGGCAAGUUGCCCCAUAUGUGGGGUCAGUCUCUGUACAUCUUAGGAAGCUUGAUGGCAGAGGGAUUUUUAGCUCCUGGAGAAAUUGAUCCCCUGAAUCGAAGGUUUGCUACUGUGCCAAAGCCAGAUGUUGUGGUUCAAGUUUCCAUUCUUGCUGAGACAGAAGAAAUCAAGGCCAUUUUGAAGGACAAGGGAAUUGAUGUAGAGACCAUUGCUGAGGUAUACCCUAUCAGAGUACAACCAGCCCGUAUUCUCAGCCACAUUUAUUCCAGCCUAGGAUGCAACAGUAGAAUGAAACUUAGUGGACGACCCUAUAGGCACAUGGGAGUCCUUGGAACUUCAAAACUCUAUGACAUUCGGAAAACUAUCUUUACCUUCACUCCACAGUUUAUAGACCAGCAACAGUUCUACCUGGCUCUGGACAACAAGAUGAUAGUAGAAAUGCUUAGAACAGACCUCUCCUACCUCUGUAGCCGCUGGAGGAUGACAGGCCAGCCUACCAUCACCUUCCCCAUUUCACACACCAUGCUUGAUGAAGAUGGAACCAGCUUGAAUUCAAGUAUCCUAGCAGCACUCCGAAAAAUGCAGGAUGGCUAUUUUGGUGGAGCAAGGAUUCAAACAGGUAAAUUGUCAGAGUUUUUGACAACAUCUUGCUGCACACAUUUGAGUUUCAUGGAUCCUGGACCUGAGGGUAAGCUGUACAGUGAAGAUUACGAUGAUAACUAUAAUGAGCUGGAACCAGGUGACUGGAUGAAUGGCCACAGUUCAACCAGUAAUGCUCGCUGUGGUGAUGAAGUUGCUCGCUAUUUAGAUCACCUUUUGGCGCACACUGCUCCCCAUCCUAAACUAGCCCUCACCUCACAGAAGGGAGGGCUAGAUCGGUUCCGAGCUGCUGUGCAAACAACCUGCGAUUUAAUGCCCUUGGUGACCAAGGCCAAGGAGCUGCAUGUACAGAAUGUUCACAUGUAUCUUCCUACAAAGAUAUUUCGGGCUUCCCGGCCUUCAUUGAACUUACUUGACUCUCCUCAUUGCCCACGAGAGGACCAGGUUCCAUCUGUUCGUGUAGAAAUACAUCUUCCUAGAGACCAAUCUGGGGAGGUGGACUUCAAAGCACUCAUUUUGCAGUUGAAGGAGACCUCCAGCUUACAGGAGCAAGCUGACAUCCUUUACAUGCUGUAUACUAUGAAAGGACCUGACUGGGACACUGGAUUAUAUGAUGAAGGGAGUGCAACAGUCCGAGAGCUGCUUACUGAACUGUAUGGCAAAGUUGGAGAAAUUCGUCACUGGGGCCUGAUCCGAUACAUCUCUGGAAUCCUAAGAAAGAAGGUGGAAGCACUCGAUGAGGCCUGCACAGACCUUCUCUCCCACCAGAAACAUUUGACAGUGGGACUCCCUCCAGAACCUCGAGAGAAGACCAUCUCUGCACCUCUGCCUUAUGAAGUGCUCACUCAGCUGAUAGAUGAAGCCAGUGAAGGGGACAUGAGCAUUUCCAUUCUUACACAGGAAAUAAUGGUGUAUCUAGCCAUGUAUAUGCGAACUCAGCCUGGCCUCUUUGCCGAAAUGUUUCGACUUCGAAUUGGUCUAAUCAUACAAGUUAUGGCAACAGAACUGGCCCAUUCCCUUCGAUGCUCAGCUGAGGAAGCCACAGACGGCCUGAUGAAUCUCAGUCCUUCAGCCAUGAAGAAUCUCCUGCAUCACAUUCUCAGUGGCAAGGAGUUCGGAGUGGAACGAAGUGUUCGUCCCACUGAUUCAAAUGUCAGCCCUGCUAUUUCCAUCCAUGAGAUUGGUGCUGUCGGGGCAACCAAAACAGAACGAACUGGGAUAAUGCAGUUAAAAAGUGAGAUAAAGCAGGCGGAAUUUCGUAGACUAUCUAUCUCAACUGAGAGUCAGUCCAAUGGUGGUCAUCCCUUGGGUAUAGAUUUGACAUCACCAUCUUUUCUGUCACCUGGAACAUCUGUGACUCCAAGUAGUGGGUCCUUUCCUAGAGGUCAACAGACAUCUAAAGAUAAUCGUCAAGGUCAGUGGCAACGCCGAAGAAGGCUAGAUGGAGCACUGAACAGAGUGCCAAUUGGAUUUUAUCAAAAAGUAUGGAAAGUUUUACAGAAGUGUCAUGGACUCUCUGUAGAAGGUUUCGUUCUUCCUUCUUCAACCACUAGAGAGAUGACUCCAGGCGAGAUUAAAUUCUCUGUUCAUGUGGAAUCUGUCCUGAACCGUGUACCUCAGCCAGAGUACCGCCAGCUUCUGGUUGAAGCCAUCCUUGUCCUCACCAUGAUGGCAGAUAUUGAAAUUCAUAGUAUUGGAAGCAUCAUUGCUGUGGAAAAGAUAGUGCAUAUUGCUAAUGACUUGUUCCUUCAAGAACAGAAAACCCUCGGGGCAGAUGAUACCAUGUUGGCCAAGGAUCCUGCGUCUGGCAUCUGUACUCUUCUGUAUGACAGUGCGCCCAGUGGCAGGUUUGGCACCAUGACCUACCUCUCCAAGGCAGCUGCCACCUACGUACAGGAGUUCCUGCCUCACAGCAUCUGUGCCAUGCAGUGAGGCCUCUGGGCCCUGGCUGCAGGGAGCCUUUUGACAGCUGGUUCCUGCCUCGGUUGAUCAUGCAUGGGACUGAAAUGUGUUGGCCUGAUCACUCCUACCCUGCCCCUUUCCAUCCCAUCCCGCCCAAGAAGAAUGAACUUUUCUGAUCCACUAACUGCUUUCGAAGUGAACCUCUGCCUGGAGGAAUAUGCCCGCCCAGGCACUCUGUUGUAGGCCUUAAUUCUUUCAUGGUUCAUGGAAGUUUGCAUGUGUUUUUAUCCUCCAGAUCUGUUACAAAUUUAGUUUCCUAACUACUGUUUGCAGAGUAGGUAUUAAUAAUAACUUAUGACUGAAGUUUGGAAAUUUUUCUUAUGUGUAGUUUCAUUGUGUGAAUGAGUGGUGGGUGCUUUGGGACAUUGUUUCAAGUGGGGAAACCCUAAAGUGUUGGAUUUUAUACUACCACAAAUUGGAAAUAUCUAUUCUAAGUGCCUUUUCUUGGGAAAGGAGAGUACCAGAUCAUGGUUUUCUUCAUUACUCACAUGUUGCCUCACACUGAGUGACAAACGCCUUUCUGUAUAGAAUUACUGUCCCUGUUCUUGCCUUCUCUGUAUCUGCAUACAUAAUUUCUACUCUCCCUUUGGUGAAAUAUCAAAAAAUGCAAGUGCAGUGUCUGUAUUUAAGAAUUUUGAUAUUAGCAAUUGAAAUCACCUUUUCUGAAGAUUGCUGGUGCUCAGAGAUGUAUCUGUAGCAGAAAAUGCAGAAAAACCCAGGAGCCAGGAUCCCAGUUCCAAAAAGGAAGGGAAAAGGGAUGCCUGCAAUAGUGUCUUACACCUAGGGAACAGAGAGGGAAUCAGAGGUAAGUUAGUACCCUGAAGAGAGCCUUGUACACCAACUUUUGCCUCAGAAGAGUGGGCCAACACACAACAUGCAGAAUAAUUGAAGUCUCUGUCUUUGGCAAACAGGAAUCCAGCAGUCAAGUCUAUAGCUGCCUUCACAAGCAGUCCUUCCUUGGUGAUCCUUACCUGUCUGUCUCACUCGCCUACUGACUUUUUACAGCAUCCAACCCCCACCCACCACCAACUCCCUGUCCUCCCAUCGGUUCUUAAACUCUUUCACUUACAUCUUCACUCCCUGAUUCUAGUGUUCCUAUCUAUGUGUAUUUUGAUAUCUGUUGGCAUAUAUCUGUUUCUUAUAAAUAACUGCAUUCGUGUGUGUGUCUAAGCAUACACGGGAAUUUUUCUGAAUGUAAGUAGUUUCAAUGUGUCUGUAUAUUUAGCUGUAUCUACAUUUGGCAGCCUAUGUAAAUAUGUGUUAUAUGGAUGGUGGUGACCGUGGCCCCCAGGCUGACACACCAAGAGUAAUGGAGGAAUCCUUAAGUCCUUUUCCCUAGUCCCAUGUUUAGGUAACCGCAUUUGAAGAAUGUUUCUCCUAACUUUCUUAAUUGAGGCUGCUGUAACAAAAUACUGUAGACUGGGCGGCUUAAAUAACAAACAUUUAUUUCUCACAUUUCUGGAAGCUUAGAGGCCCAAGAUUGGGGUUCCUGCAGACUCAGUGUCCAGGGAGGACCCUCUUCCUGGUUUGCAGAUGGCCACCUUCUUGCUGUGUCUUCAGAUGGUAGAGAAAAGGGGGACGGAGGGUACUCUAGACUCUUCAUAAGGAUACUAAUUUUGUUAUGGGAAUUCUUCCGUUAUGACUUCAUCUAAUCCUGAUUACUUUCCAAAGGCCCCCACCUCCAAAUCCCAUCACCUUGGGGAUUAAGGCUGAAUCCCCAAUGUGAAUUUCAGAGGGGUACAAAUAUUCAGUCCAUAGCACUUUCCUUCUCCUUAUUUAUGUGUAAAGAGUCUGCUAAUUUACCUGUUUGCACUCAGGUAACUUCCUACUUCUGUCCUUUCCUUUCUCUCAGAUUUUUCAGAUUUUUCUCCAAGAAUGGGGCUGGGGCUAGGGAUCUCUCUAAACGGUUCUUACAGAACCCAUGACAGUCUUUUGAGUGCAUGAGUAAGUGAGCACAGUAAGUAGGGUGAUAGAAAACAGAGAGUGGAAAUGAGAGAGGAUAGCCAACCUUUUUAGAAUAGAAUGUCUCUCAGAGCAAAUGGAAACACACAGUAAGUAGCUUUCUGAUUACAUGAUUUUCUGGUCACUUUAUAAAGAUAAUUUAUGACCUGUUCUGACACUGUCUUUUCACUGGCCGUGCAUACCCCAGCCACAGGAAGUACAUCUGGAGUGGCACAGGUGAAAACCUCUGCUCUCUGCCAUGUUAAUUUGCCUGAACUGACACUGACUGCUGCGUUUCUCUGGGUUUACUAAACUGCCUAUCACUGUGCUCUCCAUCCAGUGGUAUUUCACAUUUAAAGCAACUUUUUAGAAAACUUGAUCUGCAUUUUAUUCUUUGUAAGCAUGUGAUACUAAAAGAAACUUUGGACUUUUUUUUAAGCACUUCUGUUUUGAAAUUAGAAUUAAAAAUUGGAAUGUCCAAUUAAA